Molecule: messenger RNA, 1482 nt
Organism: Paraphaeosphaeria sporulosa
Lineage: Eukaryota; Fungi; Ascomycota; Dothideomycetes; Pleosporales; Didymosphaeriaceae
Product: UPF0157-domain-containing protein
Exons: 1
Coding region: 237-1292 (351 amino acids)
Molecular function (GO): acyltransferase activity, transferring groups other than amino-acyl groups
Source: RefSeq, a predicted model, not a curated record
CGCAUUGCCGAUGCCAAAUCCAGCCAGCUGAAUCGUCCGUGGAAAAAUGCACCCCGUUGCAUGAGUCAUCGAAACGCUGCAACCCGCCAUCUAUUGGCAUUUGAUUAGUAGCAGUCCGCUUCCAUCUCAAUUAUUUAGUGCAGUCUGUCCGCUCUUUCACAAAUCGUCCCUGGACCCCACCAUCCGCCCAACAAGGUAAGCGCACCAGGCCCCGCCUCCACCUGCCAACUCUAGCCAUGUCCGUCGAGGUGCACCCCCACAACCCCGCCUGGUCCUCCCAGUUCCUCGCAAUCAAAGAGCGACUGGAACGUCUCCUCAAGGACGUCCCAUACAAAAGCAUCGAGCACGUCGGCAGCACUUCCGUCCCCGGCCUCGUCGCAAAGCCCAUCAUCGACAUCGACAUCAUCGUCGCGCGCAACCAUGUACAAACUACCCUCGCCACGCUCACUGCCGCGGGCUUCACCGACAUGGGCGAACUCGGCAUCAAGGACAGAUGGUGCGUGAAGGAUCCCGAACAAGAGCCGAAGCGAAACGUAUAUGUCUGCGUGGAGGGUGCAAUCCAGACGCGGAACCAUCUCGCACUGCGGGAUACGCUGAGGCGCGAUGAGAAGCUGAGAAACCAUUACGCGCACGUGAAAUUGGGCCUUGCGGCCAAGGGGGUCGAUAUUGUGGAGUAUGUCGAGGGGAAGAGUGCGAUUAUCGAGAAGAUUCUGAGGGCGGCGGGGACUUUGAGUGAGGAGGACAUGGGGGCGGUUAGCAAGGCGAAUAAACGAGGUGAACGCAUCGGUGCGAUUAAGACGGAGAGGCUGGUGCUGAGAGAAUUCGUGUGGGGCGAUGUAGAGGCCUAUUUUGGGCUCGAAAGUAGGGAAGAGGUGGUUAGGUAUCAGAAUUGGGGACCGAGAACAAGGGAACAGGUGGGCGAGCAGGUUGCUGAGAUUGUGAAGGGUUCGGCGGCGGUGCCGAGGACGCAUUUCGAGCUUGCUGUAGAGCAUGAAGGGAGGUUCAUUGGACGUGUUGGGGCGAAGGUGAAAAAGGAUGGGAUCGCGCAUGCGGAUCUGUGGUUUUCGUUCUUACCGGAGUGUCAGGGGAGGGGAUUCGCGACAGAAGCCAUGAAGGCGUUCAUCCCAUUGCUGAGCGGUCCGUUGGAGCUGGAGAUCGAGUGCGAUCCCAGGAAUACUGGAAGCUGGAAGUUAGCAGAGCGCUUGGGUUUCGAACGGUUCGAGCUCACCGAAAAGGCCUUCGAGUGCAAAGGUGAAUGGGUCGAUAGUCUGGUGUAUCGCAAACAGGUAUAGUAAGCACACCGCUCUGAAUCUAUCAGCUUGUGCAUUUCAUCAUGAGGCAAGCACGCAACUCCGAGUUUAGCGUAUUGAAGAAGCGUUGUAACGGGCGGACUAAUGCCGGAGCCACUCCGGAUCGGAUCCUACGACUUACCGGAUUACCAUAUCAAUCACUACUGAGCUUCAACAUCUUGGCGCAUAUCAU